UAACUGUAAGAAAUCAGCUGCAUGCUUGCAUUCACCCACAAGCUUUGGGUAUUUCGCAUUCGAUUGUUUAUUUCAAAAGUGAAUUCGUGCGAUGAUGGCAAACUGCAAGAUGCUCCCGCGAGUUUCGCGCCGCUUGGUCGCCUUUGAUUUCGACUGCACAGUGGUUGACGACAAUACAGACACCGUGGUGCGGGACCUGCUGCCAGCCGAUAAGUUCCCCAGCGACACCAUCAUACACAAGCAAGGAUGGCAAGAGUACAUGGCUGAGGUAUUCCGACGCUUGCAUAAGCUAUGCUACUCGCCGCAAUCGAUACGCGAAAAGAUACGCUGCAUACCGGAGGUACCUGGAUUCGUGCGGCUGCUUAAACGGCUGCACCAAGCGCCUGAGAAAAAAUAUGACCUUAUCAUCAUCAGUGACUCGAACACCAUCUUCAUAACUGAAUGGCUGGAGGCACAUGGCCUGGCAAACUGCUUCGAGAGCAUAUUCACAAACCCAGCGCACUUUGACAGCGACGGCUUGCUGCAUGUACGACCCUACCACCAUCAGACGGAGUGCAAACUGAGCGCUGCCAAUCUAUGCAAAGGCAUGAUCUUGGAACACUAUGUGGCAAAGCGAAAUCUGCGCGAUAAUACGCAUUAUGAGCGCAUCAUCUAUGUUGGGGAUGGCCACAACGACUUGUGCCCGAUACUAAAAUUGCGUCACGGCGACAUAGCCUGUCCACGGCGUGACUUUGCGCUGCAUAAAAAGAUAACGACACAUCGAGAUAAAAUGGAUAUACGGGCGGAUGUAGUAAAUUGGAAAAGUGGUUUUGAAUUACUGAAACAAUUGGCAGAACGAGAUACCGCAUUGGCAGAUGGGGAUGGUACAGAGGCGAGGGCUGAAUCUACUAAAAAGCCGUUAGAGUAAAUUGGCGACAUUAAACAUUUUUAAACACACUGAACUAAGUAGGUAAUCGCACUACUAAACAAGUAUCAUGGUGUAGCUGCUACUCGUAUCUGGUAAUUGUUAUUAUUGUUAUCACUAACUCAAUAUUUCCCAUAGGUGUAAAUUAAAAUUGAUAACGACUUGUGAAAGAAGUUUUAGGUGUGGGGUACAUAACGUGUAGUAUGUAUGUAUAUUUGUAAUGCUAGCAACAAAAGAAAAAAUUAUUAUAUCCACUUGCUGGACGUGCAUUGCACGCCGUGUGUGCUAAUUGAUAACACUAUACUCUAUUCAGACGUGAAAGAAAAUAGAUAUAUUUUUUAGACGUUUUAGAGGUUGAUUAAAACUGCAUCUUUGCAGCUAAUAAAAUACGUGCAUGUGUGUGAAAAUAA
Molecule: messenger RNA, 1314 nt
Organism: Rhagoletis pomonella (apple maggot)
Lineage: Eukaryota; Metazoa; Arthropoda; Insecta; Diptera; Tephritidae
Product: probable phosphatase phospho2
Exons: 2
Coding region: 92-907 (271 amino acids)
Molecular function (GO): phosphatase activity
Source: RefSeq, a predicted model, not a curated record